Molecule: messenger RNA, 575 nt
Organism: Mauremys reevesii (Reeves's turtle)
Lineage: Eukaryota; Metazoa; Chordata; Testudines; Geoemydidae
Gene: IL10
Product: interleukin 10
Exons: 5
Coding region: 1-531 (176 amino acids)
Biological process (GO): immune response
Cellular component (GO): extracellular region
Molecular function (GO): cytokine activity
Source: RefSeq, a predicted model, not a curated record
AUGAAACUUCUCACAGCACUCAUUUUCCUAGCCCUGAUUGCCAGCAUCAAACAGGCCAGCUGCCAGAUCUCUGAAGAAAGCUGCACAAAACUCGUCAAUCUCCUGCCUCUUCGGCUCAAAGACCUGCGGAUUGCAUUUGAUGAAAUUAAAGAUUAUUUUCAAGCCAAAGAUGAUGAACUUGACAUCUUAUUGCUAAAGGAGGAUUUACUGGAAGAUUUUAAGGGUUAUUUGGGCUGCCAGUCAGUGUCAGACAUGAUCCGAUUUUACCUGGAUGAAGUCUUACCGAAGGCGAUCAACAGCAGCAAACACACCCGGAGCAUGGCCAAUAUUGGCAACAUGCUGAUGGACCUGCUGCAGACACUGAAGCGCUGUCACAGAUUCUUCACUUGCGAGAAGAGGAACCAAGCCUUAAAGCAGAUCAAGGAAACCUACGAUAAGUUACAAGAGAAAGGAAUCUAUAAGGCAAUGGGAGAAUUUGACAUCUUCAUUAACUACAUUGAAGAAUACUUGAUGAUGAAGAUGGGAAAGUGAAACCCCCAAAAAUUCUACAUCUUUCACAACAAGGAAACUGCCGU